Messenger RNA from Bombyx mori (domestic silkworm), 9043 nucleotides. RefSeq names its product solute carrier family 35 member C2. The coding region runs from base 204 to 1406 and encodes 400 amino acids. Gene Ontology annotation, molecular function: antiporter activity. Gene Ontology annotation, biological process: UDP-glucose transmembrane transport. Gene Ontology annotation, cellular component: endoplasmic reticulum-Golgi intermediate compartment; cis-Golgi network; Golgi apparatus. The transcript has 6 exons. Lineage: Eukaryota; Metazoa; Arthropoda; Insecta; Lepidoptera; Bombycidae. The record is from RefSeq and is a predicted model, not a curated record.
CUAAAUGCAAGAUUGACAUAUCGACAAAUUACGACCUUUGACUACGCUAGUUGAGGGGUUGGCGCAUUUUGCCACAGAGAGGGUUCGACCGGUUCGUAUGUUUCGUAUCUUCUUGAAUUCAAAAAGUUUUAUUCUUAAAGAGAUUGAUAACUGAUAUGAUAAAAGGCGGUACUCGCGUCAUCGUAGUGUUUGUUGAAUAGAAAAUGCCCGGUACGAAAUACAAGCAGCUGUGCACUAAGAGCGAUGUUGAUGAAGACGUGUUUACUAGCAAACCCAAGUCGAAAUGGGGCGAUGUGUGUCUGCAAAAAGGGCUCUUAUCUCUGGGCCUCAUCUUGCUUUAUUUUUCUUUAUCAAUCGGCCUUACUUUCUACCAACGCUGGCUGCUAAGGGACUUCAAAUACCCAUUGACGGUGGUGAUGUACCACUUGGUUGUGAAGUGGUUGCUGUCUGUGCUAGUGCGUUCCGUGCUGUACUGCAUCACGAAGACCCCUCAGCUGGUGUUGCCUCUCGGGACUAGCAUCCGGUCCGUGGCUCCGACCGGCCUGUCCAGCGGCAUCGACGUGGGCUUCUCGAAUUGGGGCCUGGAGCUCGUCACCAUAUCGCUGUACACAAUGACGAAAUCGACAACGAUCAUUUUCAUUCUCGGCUUCGCGAUAAUUCUCGGUUUGGAAAAGAAGUCUUGGUCUCUCGUGGGCAUCGUCCUCAUGAUCGCGGCGGGCCUUAUCAUGUUUACUUACAAAGCGACCCAGUUCAACAUCGAAGGAUUCAGUUUUCUACUCCUAGCGUCUUUUGCGGCGGGUCUACGUUGGACCUUCGCUCAACUUCUCAUGCAGAAGGCGAAGCUGGGACUCCAUAACCCAGUGGAUAUGGUGUUUCACGUGCAGCCUUGGAUGUUUUUAGCCCUGAUACCAUUUACAGCAAUUUUUGAAGGCCUGGAUUGCAUCAUGUUCCUACUAGGUCUACCCGACGAGUUGUUACUCCCAACUGUCUUGAAGGUGACCGUUGGAGCCACGAUCGCAUUCGCAAUGGAGAUCAGCGAGUUCCUGGUCGUAACCUACACUUCGAGUCUGACGCUGUCCAUUGCUGGAAUAUUCAAGGAGAUGUGCAUACUGGUCUUAGCGGUGAAGGUGAGCGGCGAUCAGCUCAGCCUCAUAAACGUGGUCGGUCUUGCGGUGUGUCUGCUCGGGAUCAUUGGCCACAUCGUCCAUAAGAUGUUGAUCAUUAGAGCCGUCGAGAGUGCCGUUGUUGUCGAAGUCGAUAACUUCGAGGCUGUCAAGAACAGGUCCCCGAAUAAAGACGAAACAGAUGAACCUCUACUGACGGAGAAGAGUUGGCUUAGCGAAGACAGCGACGUAGACGCUAACGUGGUGCUAUACGAAGUAUUGCAGAGACGCGACGGACAUUAACAUUUGAAUGCAUUGAAGCGACACAACAUCGAGGCAACUCUAUACUACACAACUAUACACACUAUGAAGAAUACCAGCCCGAUUGUGUAUAAGAAUCGCGAACACAUUAAUACCUCCUGUCGUGAAUAUUUUCAAGAAAAUUAAUAGUGAAUCGUUAGCACAAUACACACAGAUUCUAUUUAAUGUAUAAUUUUUACUUAUAUAAAACUCAAACGUACAUAAAUGUACACGUUUAUAUUUGAAAUACGAGUGCUGACGAUGUUGUGUAGUUUUAGUCGGAAAAUGUUUUAAAGCUAGCAACACCGGUAUUGUAACGUCUAUGGAACGCGCGACGGCUAUAGUUCGAAUCUGAUGAACCGCUCGCCCGUAUGAGUACGUAAGCUAAGAACGCUGUAUACGAUGUUUUGUCUCAUUCACGCUUGCGGCAUUCGCACGCGGGUAACACGAAUAGAAAAUGCACCGUAGGAUAGCAUACUAAUGAUCUGUCAAAGCAGAUACAAAGAGACAAAACCUCACCAGUUGUUCAAUGUUUUCCAUUUAUAAAAUAUAAUCGUAUAUUCUAUAAUGCAUAGUGAUAAAUAUAUUUUUAUAAUAUUAUUAAUAUUAAGCGUUCUAAUAAUCAAUUUUCAUAUUACGAAAGACUAGUCUACAUAUAGAGAAUUGUAUAAAUGACUGCUUUAGAACAGUUAAAAUUUUAUUUAUCUACUUACAUAAAAUAUGUAUAUACAAAAAAAGACGCGCGAUUUUUACAAACGUAGAUGCAAUCGGUAUAUUUAUAUAAUUUUAUUUUUAAAAGACUUUUAUUAUAUUUGUUGUUUUUGUUGUUUGGCGUUAUGCAAAUAUUGCAUUUUAUUAGAUUAUAAGUUGACUUAUAGUUUUGUUAUCGUUUAGUUUAUACCUGUUACUAAUAACAUUCCAAAUAAAAUGAGUAUAAAAAUAAUAAUAAUUAAAGCCAUUGUAGUUUACAAAUCUGAAAAUGGUCGUUUUCGAUAAUAGCAACACCAUGAUCCAUACAUAACUCCAUGAUGUAAUGUACAGUAACAACAUAAAACCAUUUUUUCUUUACCAAAAUGCAGUCUCUGGUGUAUCCACUUGACACAAGGGAUUUUAUGUUUGACUUUUGAAAGGUUUGAAUAGUCUUUAUUCCAAGGCAAUAGGGGCGUUCAUCUUACACCUCGAGGUGGGGUGAGGUGCCGUGUGUAGGAUACCGUAUUUUUUUUUUUUGGAGUUUACCUUGUUUACCGUAACUGGCAGCUCGGUGAUACCAGCUCUCAGCACGUCUGAUGUCCAGUUUUUUUUUCCAUUUUUUUUAGUAGCCUAAGGGGGCUAUACCAGCUACGCCCGGACGGGUAGGUGAGCUCAUGGGCUCAAGUUGAGAGACUCUAGCAAGAGCAGUGCUUCGCAGAAUCUACCACCGGAUCGGAAACGCGACCCCCUGAGAGAUCCGGCGAGAAACUCAGUGGGCUGUGUCUAUGGGUUAGAAUGAUUGCCGUCGUCCGCCUCAAGACGUGAGGUAUAAGUUUAAAGUACAUUGCAAUCAGGCCGCUAGUAUGAAUGUUUUGUGGCAGCAAUGAUUGUCUUAAUUUCGAUUAAAAUUCUACGAUUUAAUCUCCCGUUUUUUGUUGUUGUUGUAGUGUAUAGUUUUCGGACCAUAAAUCGUAAUAGUAUGGUUUUAUUUAUGUCUACGACUUUGGAAAUCCGAAGAAGUUACUUAAUGAGUUAUAUACAUAUAUACCGUCUUUUCGCAUUAAAAGUGUACAAUUUCCAAAAAUAUUCGAAAUUUAGUUAAUAUGCGGCAUCAUUUGGAAUCACCAUUAUUUUUCUCUCUAAAUACUGUCAAAAAAGCGUAGCUUAGUUUUAGUUUUUUUUUUAGUUUACCUAUAUUUUGACUACUAUUAACAAAAUGAAUGCAUAAUUUUAUCUUACCUUAAAAUACAGAUAAUGUAACUGGUAAAAACUAAAAAAUAAAUGUUGCAAAGAUGAUUAAUAUUAAAAAUAUAAUAUGUUAAACCUUUAAACCUUAAAAUUUAGUAAGUUUUGAUAAUAUACUAUAACUAUACUAUAACGUAUAAGUUUUAAUGCGAGAAGAAGAUUUAUGUAAGGGAAGGCUGUUCGCCAGUUCUCAAUUAUUAUUUUUUUGUUUUCGCGAUGUACAGACGAGUACACGGCCCACCUGAUGGUGAGUGGUUGUUGUUGCUCAUGGACGUCAGCAAGCACAAUCAAGUUUAUUGCCGGGGACCCUCAAAAGUUGCCAACUAUGUGGUUUUAUUAUGUAUAUAACGCAUGUAACGCAGUGUGGGACGGUCACCUACCAGAUGGACCGACGACCUGGUGAAAAUUGAUGGGUCACGUUGGAUGCAGGUGGCAACGGAACGGCCGCACUGGACAUCAGUUGGAGAGGCCUAUGUUCAGCAGUGGACAGUAGACAGGCUGAGAUGAUGAUUAUGUAUAUAUAUUUUGUUACUAAAGCGUGUUUUUCUACAUCCUAUUGUAUAGAUUUAAUUAAUUUAUUAGAUAUUUUUAACGAUAACAAGUGCCGAUUCUCACCUUGUGUUACGCAAGUAUACGUUUAAAAUUCGAUGAAAUUAUUAUAAAAGUAGGUACCUACCUAUAAGUUUGAUGAAAUGAAAUUAUCGAUGUACUUUUAUUAAUUUACAAAUCGUAAAAUGUUUUUAAUCUAUAUUUCACAAGAAUAUACAUCUGCGUAAUAAUAAUAUAUUAUAAAUAAUAAUUAUUUACAGUCAAUCUGUAUCCCAAAUGAAAUUAUCGAUGAACUUCUAUUAAUGUAUGAAUAGGAAAAUGUUUUUAAUCUAUAUUUCACAAGAAUAGACAUCGGCGUAAUAAUAAUAUAUUAUAAAUAAUAAUUAUUUACAGUCAUAAUCUGUAUCCCAAAUGAAAUUAUCGAUGAACUUCUAUUAAUGUAUGAAUAGGAAAAUGUUUUUAAUCUAUAUUUCACAAGAAUAGACAUCGGCGUAAUAAUAAUAUAUUAUAAAUAAUAAUUAUUUACAGUCAUAAUCUGUAUCGCACAGUGCUCAAUGUUUCACUUUUAGUCGAUUGUGCUAUAGUGUUAAACUUUAGUACUCGUGUGCUCACUUGCUGUGCUCACAAGACCUGUUCAAAUAAAAUUAAGUAAAGUGCAUUUUUAUUAUAGCCAUUGUGUAACGUGAUGCGAAUCGAACGUAUAUUCCUGUAGUCUAACAACAUUCCCGAAUUUAAAGCUUCGUUUGAAGUUGUUAAGCGAGAAGGAAGCAAUCAAUUGAAUAUAUAAUUUCGAAAAGGGCACAUCUCUGAAAAUGUAAAAUGUUCAGGAAAUGAAAAAAAAACUGAUUAUUUUCUAAAGCAGUGUAAAAUUUAAAAUAUUAACUUUUUAGAUAUUUUUUAGUGUUUAUUAGCAAUUGAAAAUUACUGUAAUUAUUAUAAAAUGAGUGCAGGUAAACCUCAAACUACAUGUAUAUGAAAAAACGUAUUUGACAAAAUAUGCGACAUGUGCCCUUUUCGAAAUUGCAUAUUCAAUUAAAAUGAUUGCUAAAUAACGUGCUAUAAAGACCUUAUGUAGGGAUUCCAAGAUUUUUUUGCAAUAUUUAAUGGCUAUAAAGGUGAGAAACAUUUAGAAGUAUGAAAUCAGUGUGUGUCUUCAAAUGUCAUUUGUUACUGAUAUAAUGCUUCUCAAGCGCACUGUGUCCCUCUCGCAUAACAACCUUAUCCGAAACUAAAACUUUAAAUUCGAAAAUAGUUCCUAAAUAACCGUGCCCAGUGAAUUUAUUAUGUAUAUAAUACUGUUCUGAGGUUUUUUUUCUUUUUUAAUUUAAAUCAAACAUUCCUUUGUUGUAAACUCAAGUGUGAGUUAGUUUUGUGUGGUUGAUGUUAUGUCGAAUGUUGCCAAUAAAAAUAUAACCGGCAGUUUCAGAACGGAGUUCGUUGUAAAUUGUUAGCAAUUGUUUAGAUACAUUUGAUGCGAAAUCGAUUAUAAAAUUUGAAAUUAAUAAUAUUGCCAUCACAGCACAGUAUGGUGGUGGAUGGUAAUUAUUUUAAUUUAAAUCUGCUGUUUGUUAUGAUCGUUUUACAAUUAUCGAAACUGUUCAAUAUAUAAUCGUCUUUUCGCAUUACAAGUGUACAAAUUGAGUUAAUAUGCGGAAUCGUUUGGCAUCACCAGUAUUUUUCUCAUAAAUACUGUCAAAAGAGCAUAAUUUAGUUUUUUUUUUUUUUUUUAGUUUUCCAUAUGUUUUGACUAUUAUUAACAAAAUUAAUACAUAAUUUAAUCUUACUUUAAAAGACAGAUAAUGUAACUGGUAAAAAAAAAUGUUGCAAAGAUGAUUAAUAUUAAAAAUAUCACAUGUUAAACCUUUAAAACAUUCUCCUAUAAAAUUAGUAAGUUUUGAGAUUAUACAGUUUUAAUGCGAGAAGACGAAUUAUGUGGGCACUGACUUAAGCCAAAAGAAUCCUAACAGUAAAAUUUUCGAAUAAAAAGCUAACGUGUUCCAAUAUAAAAAAAAAAAAAAAUCGAACGAGUGCAUGAAAAUUUAAACAGUCGUGCUGUCUCAGAGAAGGUUUUCGUUACAGUAUUAUCAUCGAAAGCAAGAUGGCGUCACAUCUUUUUUUUUUAAAUAAUUCAAUAUUUUUCUUCAUUUAGAGUCGCGGCUUACAUUACACUCAGUCUAUUACGAAUGAAUAUGUCACCGAUCCGUAUUUAGCCUAACGAUUUGGAGUCACUGGAAAAUAUCUAAUAAGGUAUGCAACUAUAGGCCCAAUGGCUUGUUGUUAGGGUACAUGAUCCCGAAACUGGCCCUUUAUUCUUAGGUUCAAGCGUUUCAUUUUCACUAACGAAGACCGGUUGAAAGCAAAAAGACUUAAAAAAAAAAUAUAGACGUGGACGGAUCCUAAUGGAAUUUAUUUUACACAGUCUAUUGUGGACGGAUCCUAAUGGAAUUUAUUUUACACAGUCUAUUGACUGAAGUUAAAUGUUGUACUUAUAUCCGGCAUGACAAGACAACUCGGCUGAAAAUAAAAAAAAUAUUUAACCAUUGAAACAUUUAUAAAUUAUUAUUUUUUAAGUUCUCUUUAGGUUGUGAUCUUUGUUGUAUUUUAUUUUUAUUUUAAAUAUUUUGAAUGAAAGUCUUCACCGUACAACGAUAAAAACUAUUAAACGUCCAUUUAAUUUACUAUAAAAAUUGUUUAGUUUUUUUUUCUACCUUAGUGCCCAAACAAGCGUAAUCAUAUAGAUAUAUUACAAAUAAUCAUUGGUAUGUAUUCUACGUAAUUUAUGAUAAUAUGAUUAUGAUAAUAUAUAUAAUGUUUAUAAUAUAAUUACGAUAAUAGAUUUUCGUGCACUUGUAGUAACAGCAGAGUAAAACUUGUAUUUAGUAUGCUUUUAUGCGAUAUGAUUACUGAUUUUGAAUCUUAUUUGGCAUAUUUGGAUUUUGAUUCUUAUUCUUUUUUUUUUCAUGAAUAAAAAUACAGUUAUGGCAUAUGAAUGGAGUAACUAUUCUCAUGAAUUCAUAAUUAAAAAAAACAAUGUCUGCAGUUAGUAUAGUAUAAUACAAUUUGUGUCAAAUAGAAUAUUUAAAGAUUUCUAAUUACCUCCUUUUUAUUGAUAUUGAAAUAUAAACAUUGUAUUUGUCCUGCCUCUAUUGGUAAAAAAUAGCAGUAAUGAAAUGCUGAUAAGAUCCCUUAUCCAAUGUAAUGAUAGUUUUAAAAUUAUGACUUCAAAGUCAUAACGUUUUAGACAUGCCUAAUGUGACAUACAAAUAUUUAUACAUUUUUUGUGGCUUUGCCAAGUUUAUAUUCAAAUCGCAUCCGUUUUGUAUGAUACUAUGCGUGACUCCGCGAUUACUCACAAGAGGUCGCUAGUUCGAAAUUUAAUCGGUGUCUCAAAUGCUUUCAGCUCUUCUGAAACUCACGUACGUAAUGCGAAGGAUUUCUUUCGUAAUGGCGGUGUCAGAGGUACAGCCAGCACCCUGUCUAAUGGUAGUCUUCUCAUUGAAAUCGGCAUCGAUGAAAAUUCCCAAAAUUUCGGCUCCGAUUUUAACGAGUAACUUAUGCAUAAUAUUAUAAUAAUAUAAUACUAAUUAGCUAAUACAUACGCACAAUACUUAUAAGUCUUAUCACGUAAUAUAUUCAAAGGGAAAUAAAUGUAUUUUUUGACAUUAACCUUCAUCACACGUUUUUACAUAAAUAAUGUACCUAUCUAAAAAGAUAACAUAAGACAAAAUGUACAUAUUUUAUAUUAUUAGAGAUUCGUAUUUUAUGAAAUGUUAUUGAGAUUCGUAAUAAAUUGAUAUGUUCAGCAUGAAACUAAAAGGAUAUUUGAUUAAAUUUUAAACCAAGCAAUUAUUACAUAAUAUAUUUUUCAAUUAUAUUAAAGUUAGUCAGAAACCAUUACAACGGUAACUAAUACGGUUUAAUGGCCCUUAAAUUAAAUUAAAUAUAAAUAAAAAAAAAAACACAUUUUCUAAUUUCGAUUAAAGUCUUGUUUUCUCAGUCAACUUUUAUAUUGAAAUAAUUUAGAUUUCGGAUCCACUUUCAUUAAAAUGUUUUUUAAUCAUAAUUUUGACAAUUGCUAGAAGGACUAUUAUUAUCAACACAGAAUACAGUUAAUUAUGUUUCAAAUGUGGUAGGAAUCUACUAGUCAAUCAGCACGCGUAGACAAUAUCGUCUUAUUUUUGGCGCGAACUAUUCGCGCGUUCUUGCACAGCAGGCCGGUCAAUGACCUAGGUACAUUCUUUGGACUUCAUAUUUAAAGGUAUCGGAGGGCGUUUAUGGCAAGUUUGGAAACAAUAACGAAAAAUGAUUAAUUGUGUAUUUUUUUAAUUGUAGCAAAAUUCUGGCUACGGAUCGUUCAAAUUACAAUCAUCUAAUAAAAUAAAAUCGAGAUAAAAUAUAUUUUUUAAAUAGUCCCAAUUAAAAUGUCGAAUCUUAAUUCGUUGAAAAACAUAUGAGAUUAUAAGUUAAAUCUCAGUGCAUAGUUGUAUCCUUAAUGCGUUUUAUAAAUAAAUACAUUGCUUAUUUAACAUCGGAAUCUCUGGUUGAGUUUGAUACAUAAAAUCUACUUAAUCAAUGUUAUUAUAUUAAGAUAAUAGUUAUCGCCUUUCGCCUAUCCCAGAACGUAUAGGUAACGCAUGUAAGGUAUCAAGGUGCUUUCAAAUUUGCAUCGACAAUGUUUGAUUUAUUAUAUUUUUUGUCUUUCAGCGUUCGCGCUAAUUAAUAUUUCACUAAACGAUCGUGGUAUCAGUUUUUGAAACUAACUUUUGUAUUUUCAUUAUUUUAUCAAAUAAAUAUUCUAAGCUUCUGAUUUUUUUUUUAUAUCUUAUCACAAAGAUAAAUAGGGAUGUAAGUAUUGUAUUUUUUUAAAUUUUGUUGUAUGGUAGCAAUGUAGUAACCAAAGACAAAUGUUCUGUUAGUUCGCCCGAGCUCUUAGUGGAUUGUAUAUUUUUGUGGUGCUUAAGAAUGAUUUGAAUAAAGCAAUUAUGUAACGAUUUAAAAAAAAAAACACGCUACAUCUAUGUAGCAUUAUGAAGGAAUUUAUUUAGUUGAAAAAUUACAAGCUGUGUGAAAUUUAGUCAUUGUAGUAUUAAUUUACAUUUACAUUUGAAUAUUAAAUUCAGUUAAUUGAUAUAAAUAAAGUGUAUUUUAUAUUCUGC